This is a messenger RNA of Oncorhynchus kisutch (coho salmon), 5510 nucleotides long. Its product is annotated as DENN domain-containing protein 5B. Gene Ontology annotation, molecular function: small GTPase binding; guanyl-nucleotide exchange factor activity. The transcript has 21 exons. The record is from RefSeq and is a predicted model, not a curated record. Lineage: Eukaryota; Metazoa; Chordata; Actinopteri; Salmoniformes; Salmonidae. The coding region runs from base 219 to 3995 and encodes 1258 amino acids.
GAGAUCCUCCCCAAAAUAGGCUCCCUGUGCCUCGACAACACAAUCAAAAACGGGCUGACACUAGGCUGCCGACCGUGGACCGAGAACAGAAGAGCACAUUUCAUCCCAAAUAUAAUACGAGGAGUUCGUUUGAAACGUCUCACUUGACCUGCGGAGGCUACACUAUGGAGAUCCAGAGCGUGGAAUAGAGACGGACGGAGUCUAUCACAUCUAAACCGAUGAUGAGCGGGGUUACCUCUGCCACAGGCUCGGCUUCGUGCCGCUUCGCCCAGCACUUCGUGGUGUGUGGAUUGGAUACGGAGACUGGUCUAGAACCCGAAGAAUUAGCUGGUGAGAGCUUUGAGCAGAGCCCCAUCCGGAGGUCCUUCAGGUCCAAGGUUCUGGCCCACUACCCUGAGAGCACAGACAGGAGUCCCUUCAACAGAGAUGCAGUCAACAUGCUCUGCAUGCCAAGAGGCUUGUCAUUCCGUAGUCAGACAGACAGGCGCGACUCCCGCUUCCACUCCUUCACGGUCGCUCGGGAUGACGGCACACACUCCUACGGCUUUGUGCACAUGUACUACGAGGAGGUGACGAGCGCCCAGAUCACCGCGGCGAUGCAGACCCUCCAUCAGAUGCACCACGUCGAGCAUCACUCCACCUCUUCUUCAUCCCGCUCUACCUCCUCCGCCUCCUCCCCCUCCACAUCCAGCAUGGACUCUCUGGUGAGCAGCCUGGACGAGUCGGAUGCUGCUUCCCUGGUAGAGCGUCCCCUGUUGGCUUGUUUGGGCUGCACAGUGGGUUCCUUCCAGCCGGCCCGGGACACCCUGUAUGUCUCCAAGGCCCUCUGCCUCCUGACGCCCCUCCCCUUUCUCCUCGCCGCCCGCCAUUUCCUGUCCCAGCUGCACCAGGCGGUGACAUCGCACGCCGCCCCGCCGCUGCCCCUAGAGAGCUACAUCCACAACAUCCUGUAUGAGGUGCCCGCGCCGCCACCUGGUCGGUCGCUCCGGUUCCACGGGGUCCAGGGGCCCAUCGUGUGCCAGCAGCCCGGCCCAGAGGAGCUCCCGCUGGGGGACUACCCACUGGGAGAGGCCUUCUCUCUGCUGGGGGUGGAGAACCUGGUGAGACUGCUUACCUCUGUGCUGCUGGAGACCCAGAUCCUGCUUUACUCACAAGACUACCAGCGGUUGAUGACUGUGGCAGAGGGCAUCACCACCCUGCUGUUUCCGUUCCAGUGGCAGCAUAUCUACCUGCCCCUCCUGCCCGCUCCCCUGCACCACCUCCUGGAUGCACCAGUGCCCUUCCUCAUGGGCAUCCAGAGGAGGGACGGCGCCCAACGCUCCACUCUGGAGCUGUCCAAUGAGUCCAAUCUGUGCUUCGUGGACAUUGACAAUCACCGUGUGGAUCCACCCGAGGACCUGCCCCUCUUCCCAGACCAGCUGGAGCUCAUCCAGGAAGUGAACGAGGUGCUGCUGCGCUUUGGCCUCCAGCCAUACGGGGGCUCUACAACCACCAAGCCCGCCCCUGCCGCUCCCCCCUGCCUCAGCAGCCUCGUCCUGGAGGACCUGAUGGAAGACCGGCGCAACGGGAACCUGGGAGGGGAGGAGUUGGCCGUGCUGGAACGACUGCAGGCACUGGCCAGGAGGUGUGGAGGAGGGGGGAUGGCGGGAGGGAAGACGCUGGGACGGGCGUUUGAGGAGGAAGAGGAGGAGCUGAAGGCAGCCAAGAUGAACGUGCAGCUGAGGGAGGUGUUCGCGGGGCGUUUCACCUCCAUGUUCGGGAGGUACGAAGAGUUUGUGAUCCACAGCGCUUCCGACCUGGAGUCCUGGCUGGGCAACCGUGAGGGAACGAGCAACUUUGAUAAGGGCUCUUUCCUGUCGGCGCAGCCCACCACACACCUACACUUCCUGUCUCGGUUCCUGGAGACGGCCAUGUUUUCAUCGUUCGUAGACAGCAAGGUGUUGUCUCGCUGGGCAGACCAGGAGCCACUGCAGCGUGUGUUCGACAGGCGCUUGGAGAGGGAGCGCCUCUACAACACGUUGGAGGACGAUCCUGGUAACCGGCUCUACAGGAAGUGCACAGUGCUCCAUGAGUCAGUCCAGGCCAUGGAGCGCAGGCUGCUUAAGGCUGACCACACGGCCAUCCACCCCCACCUGUUGGACAUGAGGAUUGGCCAGGGCCGACACCAACAGGGCUGCUUCCCCAGGCUACAGGCUGAUGUAUUGGCACAGGGACACCACACCAACAAGUGGUCAAGUCGUUACAUCCCUAAGAGACCAGUGACAACUGAGACCACCUCAGGACUGGACAAUGACCAGAGAGAGAAGUUCUCUCCGGGGAGGAUCCUAUGCCAGUCUAAGCUGCUUGACCCCUCCCCCUCAGCUGUCACUCAAACCCAGCGUGGGUUCGUGGAGGGGCUGCUGAGGGAGUGUCGUGUGAAGACCAGGCAUAUGCUGAUGGAAAGGAUGGGGAAGGAGAGUGUGGAGCUGGGGCAGGGCGAGGCCAAUAUUACAGGCCUGCAGGAGAACAGACUGAUCCACAGCCUCUGUGACCUGCUGGAGAGGACCUGGGGCCACGGGCUACAGCUCAAACAGGGGAGGUCGGCUCUGUGGUCCCACCUGCUCCACUACCAGGCCAACGAGGAGAAGAUGGAGUCACCUUCAAAUGCCGAAUGUCCAGUGUCCAAUGGGUCGGACAGCAGGAGGCUGGAGGAGGGGCUUCCACCGCCGAAGGGCUCCUUUGUACAGGAUAUGAGGUUUGUCCAGACCAUGAGUGGGGAUCUCGGUGAAGUGGGUCAGGCCCGGGCCUGGAUUCAUCUGGCCUUGGAGAAGAAACUGCUCUCACAACACCUCAAACUGCUGCUGGCCAACCAUGACCUGAUUAGGCAGCUGUAUAAACCUUAUGCAUUCCUGCUGUGUGAGGAGGAGAGGGAGCAGUUUCUGUUCCACCUGCUGUCGCUCAACACUGUAGACUACCUCUGCUUCACACGCAAAUUCACCUCCAUCAGCAUUCCGUACCGUGUUGUCAUAACGCCCAUGAAGAAGCUGAGCAUUGCCAUGACAAUGUCCAACCCCUGGGUGUGUGUUUCUGGCGAGCUGGGUGACUCCGGGGUCAGACAGAUUCCCAAGAACACACAGGAGAUCAUCUUCCAGUGUCAGAACCUGGGCAGACUGAGCACCCUGCAGUUGGGCCAGGAGAACUCUGGCCUGCUGGCAAAGUGUCUGGUGGACUGUGUGAUUGUGCACAAUGAGAUCACUGGACACACCUACAGGUUCCCAUGCGGCCGAUGGCUGGGGAAGGGUGUGGGCGACGGAAGCCUGGAGAGGGUGCUGAUUGGUCAGCUGGUGUCGCCCGGAGGAGAGGAGGAUUCUGGGAGGUGGACGGGGACUCCCCCAGAGCAGGGCUCGCCCCCACAGAGCGGACGCACGGGGAGUCUGGGGUCUCUGAGCCGCAGCAACAAGCUCUCCUCUGCUCAGGUGCAGGAGGAUACGAGGGAGGCAGUGAACAACCUUGUCAAGCACUUCCACAAAGCAGAGCAGGAGAGGGGGAACCUGACUGCUCUGCUCUGUGGAGAGGGGGGGCUGGUGCGCUCCCUGGAACAGUUCCUCCUCCACGGCUUUAAGUCCUCGCGCCUAUUUCAAAGGAGUGUGUUCAUAUGGGACUUUGUGGAGAAAGUGGUGGUUUCCAUGGAGACUGCGGAUCAGAUGGGUGACUUGCGUGAAUCAACAGAACUAUGUGACUCGCUGUGUCACUAUGCCAACGCCAUCAACGCUUCACCACGGAACAUCGGAAAGGAGGGCAAGUUCCAGCUGCUGGUCUGCCUGGGAGUCAGGGACCGGCUGCUGCCCCAGUGGCUCCACCUAUUGGCCGAGUGCCACCUGACGGCUGUUCAAUACGAGAAGUCAGCGCUGGUCCGGGAUCGUGCCGCCGUCCACACUCUCUCCCGUGUCCUCCACACCCUCCACGAGUUCCCCAUCGCCCUGGAGACCGCCCUGGUCAAAGGGGUGGACCUCUAACCCCACCGGCGCUGAGGACAUUGAAAUGGUAUUUUAACCCCUAUCCACAGACUGCGCAACGCACACAGGGUGGCUGGGCCUCAAUAGUGUCGUGACUGCCUCUCCAUGUGUCCUCUCCUUCAGUUCCACACCGAUCAUGACCGGUGUAAGUAAGAAGUGUUACACAAGCCCAUCAUUGGGUCAUCACUUCAAUCCUGUCAGAUCUAGUGAGGGAGAGGACACGAGGACAGGAAGUCACUUUAGACAAUUGAGAUGCAGCCAGCAGAGCCUGCCUGGUCAGAACUGGACAGCUGAACUCUCACGACAAGAGAGGAAGUGACCAUGGGAGACCUUUUUGGGGUGCAAGUCUAUGAGGGGAUGGAACACCGAAGACAAGCCACUGACCUGGCAGCUUCUGCAGGCCUAUUGCCUCAUUCGCUGACACAUAUGUCAUAUCCAUUGAAGUCACACUGACCAUACAUACGUACAUACGUACAUACAUACAUACGUACAUACAUACAUGCGUACAUACAUACGUACAUACAUACGUACAUACAUACGUACAUACAUACAUACAUACAUACAUACGUACAUACAUACGUACAUACAUACAUACGUACAUACAUACAUACAUACAUACAUACAUACAUACGUACAUACGUACAUACAUACAUACAUACAUACAUACAUACAUACAUACAUACAUACAUACAUACAUACAUACAUACAUACAUACAUACAUACAUACAUACAUACAUACAUACAUACAUACAUACAUACAUACAUACAUACAUACAUACAUACAUACGUACGUGUAACUUUAAUUUUCAUCCCCUCAAGUUUUAUUAUUGGAAUGUGAUACAAGCGAGUUGGCUGUUUGGCGUGUUUAUCUGAAUGGAUAAAUAUAUAUAAUAACUGUUGCCCUCACUUCUAAAACGAAAGUUGCGCCCCUACGUACGUACAGGAAACGGUGUUGCGUUUCUUAUUUUCCUCAUUUACACUGUGAUCGGUCUCUUGGAGUGAGGCGGAGUGAUUCCCUUAACCAACCAGCUUUGAUGUCUCAGCUCACACUGUGAAGGGCAAGGGGGGAAAAAAAAGAGUUGUGAUGAACUUUGACUCCACCUACCUGUCCUGCCCCUACUUAACCCAAGUCGUAUUGCUGUUAUGCUUGCCCUUGGCAUAUAAACCUGACAUGCAUGUCCAUAUCAGGGGUGUAUUCACUAUGAACCAAACAGCUCGAAACGAGGAGGGACUAAACUGAACGCUCGUUAUGUUUUGCAACGGUUCGCACCAGUGUGCCCUAAUGAAUACACCCAAUGUUUUUCCUUUCUCUCAGUGAUUGUCAGUCUCUAGCUACAGUUAUUCUGCUGCCCGAUUGUCUGCUGUAUUAUUAUGGUAUGGACAUUGUGAAUGGAUUAUUUCUAAUCUAAAAAAAUAAUGGAGAUUAAAGAUAGUUACUCUGCUCAAACUGGUGUAUAUUUUUGUUCGCCAACACUAGAUAAUAACUUUCCCGAAUGAACCAUCAUAAAUGCUUUA